CUGCUUUUUUCGUUAUUGUCAAAAUACAACAUUUGGUAAAGUAAAAAAGAAUGAUACGUACACCAAAAUGGACGGAGCGCAAAAAAAUAAAAAAUACGCCAGAACCACACAAUCGCAGCUGAAAUGGUAUGUUGAAUUCAUACAAAGUAAUCGACAGAUACUAAGCGGGAAGAACACGCCAAAUGAUCCUCAAGCUCAGAAUUUAUAUUCAUUUUAUGGGCCGAAUAAAACUGCCGCAAAAUGGAAAGAGUCUUUAAGCAACUGGAAGAAGCAGCUCUGCGCUCGGGCUCGAAAGCUAAAAGCCGAACACUUGCGCACUGACGGAGGUUCGUUUUCAGGCGAAGAGUUAUCGGAGUUCGAGGAACAAGCUCUUUCUGCAUUUGGCAUGGGCGCAGUCAAUGGAUUGGAGUGCGUAACUUCGGGUCUUCCUGGCACAUUCACAAUUCCUGCGACUCCAUCACCACUAUGCGGAGAGGAAGAAUACGUGAUUGUGGAAACGCUGAUCGAAUCGCCAACCGAGUUAACCGUAGACCCAAAUAUUAUAUAUACAACAUUGCCGCAGCAUCUGAUGCAUGGCCUUCGAUUGAUCCUACCACUUCUCGGCAACAAAAAGUGACGAUACAAUUUAUAAGAUGAUGGCUGAAGAUUUGCAGUCUCAAAGGCAUAUAGAUGAGCAUCUAUCUUUUGCAUUGAUGCAAAUGGGGAAAGGGUUGGAGAUUUUGGGCAAUGCAAUCUCAAAAUUAGUCGAUAAGCUGUAGUUAGUUUUUUUAUUAGCUACAUAAGGGAAUUUUUUUUUUACCAAAUGAAUUGCUAUAAGUUUUUUAAGUGUUUGUCUAGAAGACAUGUUAGUUAGUAGUAUUAAGAUUUAUGUAAAUAUGUGUAUAGCCAUGCCUGAAUAAAAAAACAAUGGAGACUGAAUUUGUACCUAUGUACAUGGGAUUAGUUUUAAAACCAAUCCAAAAAUUACUUCACGGAGUACCUUCAUGGGAUUAAAACUACUUCACAAAAUUACUCCAUGGAGUACUUACAUGAGAGCACCUACCGGAUAUUUCUUUUUCAUAAGUAUGUAGUUACUAAAAACAAAAAGCUUAAAGAGUGUAAAUUUUUAUUAUAUUUAAAAAAAUAUUUGAAUUCAAAUAAUAAUGAAAGCAUUAACUAUGAAAUUCAUUUCGUUUGAAAACAAAAAAACUUACUUUACUUAAAAGUAUAUUUAUAAAUAUUUGCACGUAUAAUGACAUUCAAGGCGAAAUAAAAAUAUAUCAUAUUGACUUCAAAAAUUUCAAAUUAAAUUUCGUUUUAUAAACUCAAAAUUACUAUAUAUUCAUCUUAUAUGCUAUUGCUA
Messenger RNA from Ceratitis capitata (Mediterranean fruit fly), 1342 nucleotides. RefSeq lists its product as uncharacterized. The record is from RefSeq and is a predicted model, not a curated record. Lineage: Eukaryota; Metazoa; Arthropoda; Insecta; Diptera; Tephritidae. Bases 68 to 616 code for a protein of 182 amino acids. The transcript is spliced from 4 exons.